GUCAUGGCGACGACGAGCCCUCAUUCGGGCGACGAGGAUGAUUCCGCAGCCUUGAAUGACCAGUACCUGCACGACGAUGUCGAUCCGCAUUCCCACGACACGUCUAUUCACAACUCCCCCGUGGACCCCAAAUUAACCCCUCAGUCGUUGCCCUUGCAGAAAAGGCGGAGAGUCGGGCGCGCUUGCGACGAGUGUCGCCGAAAGAAGAUCAAGUGCGACGGCAAGCAGCCAUGUACCCAUUGUACAGUCUAUAGUUAUGAGUGUACUUAUGAUCAACCUUCCAACCGCCGUCGGAAUCCUGCCCCGCAGUAUGUCGAGGCCCUCGAGACUCGUCUGCACAAGGCCGAGGCCCUCCUCCGGACCGUUCUCCCUGACAUCAAUCUCGAUGACCCGCAACUAGAUGUGCAUGCAGCCGAGCAGAAACUCGCUGCUCAGAAGAGGCAAGCGACAGGGGGUAGCAAACCGUCGGGGACACAGGCCGAGGCCGCACCGGACGGCGGGGACGAGUCGCUGCUCGAAACUAUGGUCGACAAUUCAGGCUGCUUGGAUCGCGACGAUCAGGGACAUUGGGACUAUCACGGACACACCUCGGGAAUCAUCUUUGUCCGCCGGCUGCGCAAACAGCUGGGCGCGGCGGAGAUCGCCGGGCCCAUAACGCGACCACACUCGAUGACGCACAUGCUGGAAAGCCCGAAAUCCGUCUCGGAGUCCCCCCAGGACGCAUCCAUCCAAUUCACACACGACCUGCCGCCGCGGGCGGUCGCUCGUCGCCUAUGCCACAAUGCGCUUGACGAUGCCUGUUCUUUGAUGCGCUUUGUGCAUGAACCCUCUUUCUUCGCCAAUCUCGAUCGCAUCUACGAUACCUCGCCUGACCAAUUCACCAAUGAGGAAAACUCGUUUUUGCCGCUCCUCUAUAUCGUCAUGGCUGUUGGGUGUCUGUUCUCAGAUGACGGAGCCGGGACCCUCGACCAAGCCGGCUAUGAGGGCGCGAUUGGCCAAGGGUUUCAAUUCUUCAAGGCCGGCCGGCAACUACUGGAGGUCACAGAUUGCCGCGAUCUGACAUCGCUGCAGGGGAUUUGUUUCAUGGUGCUUUUCCUCCAGUCUUCGGCCAAGCUGAGCACAUGCUAUUCAUAUGUCGGCAUCGCCCUUCGCUCCGCACUACGAUUGGGCCUGCAUCGCACAGUGGCCACUGACUUUAACCCCAUUGAGCGAGAGCUGCGCAAGCGCAUCUUUUGGGUUGUCCGUAAAAUGGACGUCUACGUCAGCACACUUCUGGGUCUUCCUCAGAUGCUGAGCGACGACGACAUCGAUCAAGAGUAUCCGUUGGAAGUGGACGGGGACUUCAUUACUGCGUCAGGUAUUACACAGAUGCCGUCAAAUCACACCCCCUUGAUGGCGGGCUCUAAUGCCCACACGCGUCUUUCAAAUAUCAUUCUCAAGGUGGUGAAAUACAUCUACCCUGUCAAGAAUGCUCGGUAUCGUUCCAAAUCAGAUCAGCGAUACAUGGUGAGCCAUUCCAAGAUCCGUGAAAUCGAGCGUGAUCUUCAAGGUUGGAUGGAAGAACUGCCUGCGGCUUUGCGUCCAGGCACGGAAGUCUCGCCACAGUUGGAACGUAUCCGACAACUGCUACGUAUCAGCUACGCCCAUGUGCAAAUGGUCAUGUAUCGCCCAUUCUUACAUUACGUUUCUGGGGGAUCCCAGGCGCGGGGUGUGGACAAGCGGUCCUAUGCUUGCGCGGCGGCGUGUGUCAGUGUAUCCCGGAACAUUGUCCACAUCACCACCGGAAUGCAAAAACGAGGUCUGCUGAAUGGCUCGUUCUGGUUCACAAUGUACACGACCUAUUUCGCCAUUCUCUCUCUGAUCUUCUUCGUGAUCGAGAACCCCGACUCGCCGACUGCCAAGGACGGGGUCCUCAAGGAUGCCAUGGAAGGCAAAAACACCCUGGCCGGGUUGGCCAAGAAAAGCAUGGCCGCGGACCGGUGCUCCCAGAGUCUGACCUGCCUGUUCAAGACUUUGCCUGAGAUGUUGAAGAACCGUCAGAGUUCCAAGGCCCCCGUCAACCUCAAGCGACCGGCCCCGUCCAACCAAUCUGUCGAGAUCGAAACCAAGCCUACGCCGUCUACGCAAACCCUACCUCACCGAUCCAGUGCAUUCCCGACGCAAAUGAUGCCCCAGUCCACCAUGCCCGGCACUCCAACCCGUCGGCAAGCAAGCAGUGAUAAUACGCAAACUCGGUCCACAGACAGUGGUAGCCAGUCAGCUUGGAUGGCGUCGACUCCGGAGCUGCUCACGGAAACCAUGUCUACACCAGAACAAAUCUCUUCAGCGGGCUCUCUGAAUCCUCCUUUUUCCAACCAAGAACCAUCGAGCCUGGCUUGGGCUCAGCAGUUCAACAACCCCGCCAGUCUCCCAGACCUCAUGCCCAUCAUGUUUCCCUCCGAUGACCCAUUCGCAUAUCCCACACAACCCAUGUCCACCCUGGAAGAUGACCACUUCCGACACGACCACACGGGAAUGCAAUCAACCCAAUAUCCCUUCGAUUCGGCACCGCAGCCAACGGGAAUGGCACCCACCACGCCCAACGACCCAUCGGGUGCUGGCAUUUCCACUCCCACCUUCGAUGCUUUCACAAAAUUUCCGAACCUCCCCGUUAACACUCCGAUCAAAUCGUCGGUGCCGAGCCGUCUCCAACCCGUGACGCAACCCAUGGGCUCCCGUCUUCAAUCCCCGAUUUCACAGGCACAGACCCCCAACGAAGCCCUUGGUAGUCCGGACCUGGUGUCAAUCCCGAACCAGAACUUUGUGUGGCAGGGCUACAACUUCCAGCCCACAAACGUCUCCACGGGUCUGACACCCCAGCAAAACCCGCCGGCUCCUAAUGGACUACAGGGUUUCAGCAUGGGCAUGGAUGAAAAUACCAUGGAACCGAGUAUGGAUCUUGGAAUCUCGUUUGACGAUCUUUUUGGAAACAAUGCUGUCCCCCGCCCUGGCAAUGCGGAGUCGAAUGAUGAUUGGACGCAAUGGAUGAAUGCUGGCGUUUGA
Molecule: messenger RNA, 3042 nt
Organism: Penicillium alfredii
Lineage: Eukaryota; Fungi; Ascomycota; Eurotiomycetes; Eurotiales; Aspergillaceae
Product: putative C6 transcription factor (Mut3)
Exons: 5
Biological process (GO): DNA-templated transcription; positive regulation of transcription by RNA polymerase II
Cellular component (GO): nucleus
Molecular function (GO): zinc ion binding; DNA-binding transcription factor activity, RNA polymerase II-specific; sequence-specific DNA binding
Source: RefSeq, a predicted model, not a curated record